CCCUGGAGGAGCAGGAGCUCCCAUGGCCACCAAAGGAGUUUAGAGGACUUCGGGGGCUUGGUCGGGAUCCGGAGGCGGUGCCCCUGCUCCGGCCCAGCCCUGGCCUUGAUGGGCAACCAACUGGACCGCAUCACCCACCUGAGUUACAGCGAGCUGCCAACAGGGGACCCUUCAGGGAUCGAGAAGGACGAGCUCCGCGUCGGGGUGGCUUACUUCUUCUCGGAUGAGGAGGAGGACCUGGACGAGCGUGGCGGAGGGCAGCCAGAGACCAAGUACAGUGCCGUGAAGGGCUCCUCCAGCAGCAGCCCAGCCCAGGAGACCCCCACUCACCAUCAUCCCCACCACCACCACCUUCACCACCACCACCACCAUCUUCACCACCAGUUGGUGCUGAGCGAGCCCCAGUUUUCCGCCUUCCGGGGCCCAGAAUGCAUCUUCUCCAAGGGGAGCGGUGGCGGCGGCGGGGACCCCCAGGCCGGGGGGGACCUGAGUGUCUACCCAGCUUCAGCUUUGCCAGCCCUCUGCCAGCCGGGCGACCUGGUGGAGCUGCUGUGGCUGGCCCCUACGCCUCCGGAGCCCCCUCCUCCACCCCACUGGGCUGUCUAUGUGGGCGCCGGGCAGGCCAUCCACUUGCACCAGGGCCAGAUCCGCCAGGACAGCGUGGGCCAGCUGGGCCAGGUGGGCCGGGUGGUAAGUAACUGGUACCGCUACCGCCCUCUGGUGGCCGACCUGGUAGUGCAGAACGCCUCAGGCCACCUGGGCCUCAAGAGCCCCGAGAUCUGCUGGACGAACUCUGAGAGCUUUGCCGCCUGGUGCCGCUUCGGCAAGCGGGAGUUCAAGGCUGGCGGUGAGCUCCAGCCAGCCCCAGGGUCCCCCCAGCAGAAGCAGCAGCAGCAAUACUACUAUCUCAAGGUCCACCUGGCCGAUGACAAGGUCCACACGGGCCGCUUCCAAAGCCUGGAGGAGCUCAUCAGGGAGAAGCGCCGCAUCGAUGCCACUGGGCGGCUGAGGGUCCUCAAGGAGAUGGCCAUCAGGGAUGGCAAAGAGUGACAACCACAAUCACAAUCCACAACACCAGGGGGCAUGUGGAGCAGCUUUUCCAGGCACCAUCAGACCUCCUUCUGCUGCUGUUGCUAAGAGGAUAGGGGCAUCAUCGGACCCUCUGCUGCUGCUGCUGCUGCUGCUACUGCCACCAGACUGGCCACCUGGUUGGCACCCCUUUCCCUCUACCUUCUCUCCUCCUUUUGCUCCUUGGAGGGGGAAACCUGCAGACAAGAUGCCAUGGCCCCAGGCACCAUCAGACCCCCUUCUUCUGCUGCUGCUGCUACCAGACUGGCCAUCUGGUUUGGCACCCCCUUCCCUCUACUUUCCCUCCUCCUUUUGCUCCUUGGAGGGGGAAACCUGCAGACAAGAUGUGCCCACUUUCCUCCUCUAGCCCUUCCCUUGGCCAGCGCAUGGGGCACCUUAAUUGACAGCAAUGACCCUGGUGAUGGGGAGGAGGAAGGGACUGAGAUGUGGAUCUGGGGAGGAAGGGGUACAGGCGGAAACCUCUGGGGGCACCAAGGGCCCUCAUGGCUCACCAUGUUGAUCCAUACUUAACAAUAAUAAUAAUAAAAAUCAAAUGGAUUCCCCUUU
Messenger RNA from Sceloporus undulatus (fence lizard), 1635 nucleotides. RefSeq names its product LRAT domain containing 1 (gene LRATD1). The coding region runs from base 109 to 1050 and encodes 313 amino acids. The transcript has 2 exons. NCBI's taxonomy places the organism in Eukaryota, Metazoa, Chordata, Lepidosauria, Squamata, Phrynosomatidae. The record is from RefSeq and is a predicted model, not a curated record.